AUGGCAAGGAAGGAUAUAGAUCGAGUCCCACUCAUGAGUGAGUUUCUAGAUGUGUUUCAAGAAGAACUUUCGGACGUACCACCAAAUAGGGAUGUUGAAUUUUCGGUCAAAGUCACACCUGAUAUCGCUCUUACUUCAUGUGGUCCUUAUCGUAUGACACCUCUAGAACUAAGAGAGUUGAAGAAUCAACUACAAGAAUUUUUGGAUAAGAAUUUCAUCAGACCUAGUGUCUCUCUAGGGAGUGCAUCGGUACUGCUUGUGAAGAAGAAUGAUGGAACACUUUGGUUAUGCAUAAACUAUCACAAGUUAAAUAAGGUGAUAGUUAAGAAUAGGCAUUAUGAGUUCUUGGUAAUGCCUUUCAGUUUGACAAAUGCUCUUGUGGUGUUUAUGGAUUUGAUGAAUAAGCUUGAAUUCGAGGUGGAGUUCGUGGUUUGUAUCAAUGCAUCCUUGAAUGACCUUAGAUGCAGGCACUACUUGUAUGGGGAGAAGUAUCGCAUAUUCUCAAAUCAGAAGAGCCUGAAGUAUCUACAUACUCAAAAGGAUUUGAACCUGCAGCAGCAACAUUGGAUGGAAUUGCUAAAGGACUAUCACUUGACGGUUAAAUACCAUCCAGGAAAAGCAAAUGUAGUGGCAGGCGCAUAG
Gossypium raimondii (Peruvian cotton) is the source of this 642-nucleotide messenger RNA. RefSeq lists its product as uncharacterized. The coding region runs from base 1 to 642 and encodes 213 amino acids. NCBI's taxonomy places the organism in Eukaryota, Viridiplantae, Streptophyta, Magnoliopsida, Malvales, Malvaceae. The record is from RefSeq and is a predicted model, not a curated record. The transcript is spliced from 4 exons.